AUGAGCGGUGGACAGACCUACGGGAAGAGCCUUCCGGACCAAGUAGACCGUAUCUCGAGCUUGUCAGAUGCACAGCUUGAGCUCGUGGUAGAUGUACGCGAGUUAUUUCGUGAGCGUGCUGCCAUAGAGCGCGAAUACGCUACAAAGUUACAAGUGCUGGCUCGUAAGGCAACGGAAAAAAAGAAUAAGAAGAUUGCUGCGUUAGUCGUCGGCAAUGAACCCACCAAGGCAUGUGAAGAGGAUGUCCUUCUGCAGAGUACGAUCAACAACGCAUAUAGCCAGCUUAUUCUGUCGUUACAUGAGUCAGCCCAGGAUCAUCUGGAUCUCUCGGACGCAUUCAAUUCACAGGUUGUCGACGCACUGAAGAGCACAGAACGAAGGCAUGACGAGGCGAAGAAGAAACAAAUCCAAUAUUUCCAAAAGCUUUUAUCAGAACGAGACCGUGUCUAUUCCGAACGCCUCAAGAAUAAACAGAAGUAUGACGAGGAGUGUGCUGAAGUAGAGACGUACCGCCAAAAACAGGAACGCUCUACUGAUGAUCGACAUGCGGAUCGUGCUACAAGACAGUACGAACAGCAAUAUACAGACAUGUUGAAUAGCAAGAAUGUUUACCUCAUAUCCACUGCCAUUAGCAACAAGGUCAAGAAGAAGUUCUACAGUGAAGAUAUCCCCAUGCUUCAGGACCAAUUUCAGGAUCUCCAGACACAGCUCAUCACCAAGUUCGCGAAGGUCAUGCUCCAAGCGCAGGCCGUCCAGACCCGCAAUCUUGACGAGCUUAAGUCACACAUCACAACAACAGAAGCUGUUCUGGGGGCUGUAGACCCGCAAGCGGACCAGGUUUUGUUCAUCGAACACAACAUCAGUUCGUUCACGUUACCGACUGAUUGGAGUUUCGAGCCUUGCGCCACCCAUUAUGAUACUGGAGACGUGAGCGUGGCACCUGCGCCCAAAGUCUUCCUUCAGAAUCGACUACAUCGAUGCAGGGCCAAACUACAGGAGUUGCGCCCAGUCCUUGAUGCUAAACGCAAGGAGAUGGAACAGUUCGCCAAGUUGGUCAGCACAUAUUCUGCGGAGCGUGGCCUCGGCGAUGUUGACGAAGUGUCCGAUAACUUCCUAGACGCGCAACACCAGUUCGCGUUCUAUGCUACGUCCGAAACGAUUCUGACUGGCGAGAUAGAUACCAUUACAGCCGCUGUAGCUGGUGAUGAAGGUGGAGAGAGCCCACAUACGUUCAAGAGCUCCGCGUUCUCGAUUCCUACCCAGUGUGCUUACUGCAAGUCGUCGAUCUGGGGACUGAGCAAGCAAGGAAAGACCUGCAAGUCGUGCGGAAUCUCUGUCCAUUCCAAAUGUGAACUUAAGGUUCCUGCGGACUGUUCAGACUCUCGUGGGGGACGCAGUUAUUCCACGUCAGACUCCGUGUCUUCCAUCUCUCGAUCAUCUUCUGUCAUUUCUGGGGCUGAUUCUCUAACGCCAUCCCUGACAGCACCAACUCCGUCAUCAUUCGCUCGUACUUCACGAGCCCCAGAAGAAGCCUUGCAAAGUGCACGAGUCCUUUUCGACUUCUCUCCGACAUCGCCCUUCGAACUCGCGAUUUCUGGGGGAAACUUCGUCCACGUGCUAGAGGAAGAUGACGGUUCAGGCUGGGUAAAAGUCUCAGAUAACUCUGGAGGCAAGGGACUCGUACCGGCAUCUUACUUGGAACUUGAAGAUGGCGCCUCUGCACCGGCGAAAAUGAAAAUCUCGGUUCCGACUUCCAUGCCACAGCAAGGCUCUGGAAAAUAUGUGAGGGGCAUCUAUGCGUACGAAGCGCAAGGCCCCGACGAAUUGGACGUGGAGGAGGGAGGGCUGAUAGAACUCACGGGCGGUCCCACGGGGGGUACGGAUUACGGCGACGGCUGGUGGGAGGGUAUCGAUGCCAGCGGUAAGAAGGGCAUCUUCCCGAGCAACUACGUCGAGUUUGUGCGAUAG
Sparassis crispa is the source of this 1968-nucleotide messenger RNA. RefSeq lists its product as hypothetical. Gene Ontology annotation, molecular function: protein binding. The transcript has 21 exons. Bases 1 to 1968 code for a protein of 655 amino acids. The record is from RefSeq and is a predicted model, not a curated record. NCBI's taxonomy places the organism in Eukaryota, Fungi, Basidiomycota, Agaricomycetes, Polyporales, Sparassidaceae. Gene Ontology annotation, biological process: regulation of actin filament polymerization.